AUGGCGUGGCAGCUGCGGGCCUCAGUGCUGCGCGUCCCGCGCUUCACCCUUCGCUUUGCCGGGAGCGGCAGGAUCGAAGACAUGCGCCUGUUUACACAGACGCUGUACACGUACUGGUACCACAAGGGCUUUUGGGGCGCCACCGUUGCCUCGGCCGUGGAUUUUCUCAACACCUUCGUUCUCUUUAUUGUGGCGGUCAUCUUCACGAUGCGGUUCGACUGGGCGGUAGCUCUGAGCUGCGUGGAAUCGGAGUGUGCCGUGCACCCACUGGUGAGCGGGCUACACGCCCCGUACAUCUUCCGUAGCACGUUCUGGGGCCACCUAUGGGGAUUCAUUUUUCUCAGCUCCACUGUCGGCUCCUGCGCGUACGAGCUGGUGCGCUUUGUGGAGACGUACUACCUGCAGUACGAGGUCGAGGAGGUUGCCCGGGAGGCUGGCGUCGACACCGGCUUCCUUACUCCGCUGCACCGCUGGCGCUAUCACCUGCAGCGCGGCCUGGAUGGGCGAGCCGGGCACGAGUUCAUAGGCUUGUGCGGUGGCGACGCAAUCGCGCUCAGCACCGCAGGAUGGGGCGAGUUUCUAGAGACCAUUUGCGCGGCGGUUGGCCGCAGCGGCAGCGUCAAAUUUGGUGCCCCUGGUGAGCCGCUGGAUCCCCUACGUGCUGUCCAGGGCCUUAUGCAGUUGGAGAACUACUUGAUUGCGCUGCAUGAGGCUGAUGCGUUGCGCGGUACCGCACUCCAGUACGUCAGCCCAAGCGUGAUCCGGACCCUGAUCGACUCCAUGUUUGAUGCCUUCCGUACAGUCGAAUCCCGGCACAGGUGCGUAUGGGCUGUCCGCUCCACCAUGGUCACCUACGCCGUGCUGUACGGGGCGGGGUUUCUCUUCUUUUGCUUGUACGUGACGCUCAAGGUGCUCGUGAAGAACGCAGCCCAGGUCAAGGUCAACUACUGGGCCCUCUCCCAGCGCAUGUGGACCACGGAGGCGCAAUGGCGCUUUCGGCUCUACAACGAGGUGGAGCACCUGCACGCCUGUCGCCUGCGUGCCGGUUCGGAGGUGGCCGAGCGCAUGGUGGACCGGCUGCGGGUGUCGAACAGCGUUUCUCGAUUUGUGCGGCGGGUCUGCAGCACGUGCGUGCUUGUGACUGCCAUCCUAUCCUUUCUGAAUCCGGCUCUUCUCAUCGGCGCCUCCAUUGGCGGGCUCACUCUCGUGUGGUGGCUCACGCUCGCUGUGAUGCUGUAUGCGUGUGUGCCAGAGGUGGAUCCUCGGGAGCGCGAGUACGCGUACAUCACCGACCUGGAGCGGCUCGUUGACAGCAUCCACUACGACACGGCGGAGUGGUUCCAUUCGGCAGAUGCGUUCUACGAGCACAUCACGACGACCUUUUUCAAGAACCGGCUUCUAGUGGUGGUGACCGGCCUCCUCGAAAGCCUCGCGGUGCCGGUCUUGCUCGUGUAUGCCCUGGGGGACGGCAGCGUAGAGGCGUUGGUCGAGUUUGUGCUACAACACUCGACGACGGUGGACGGUGUCGGCUCCAUCGCCGUCGGCUCCGACUGGAGCGCCUCCUCCCUCUCCAGGACGCCGCCAGGAGAGCACGAGCCAGGCGGGGUUAAUCACGCUUCAGCGUCGACGCACAGCAACGACGCUGACACAAGCGCCACAUUGCUCGGCAAGGCCGCAGCUGCCACGGGCUUUGCGCACAAGCGGGCAGAGAAGGUGCAGCUGUCGGUCGCCAGUUUUGCUGCAGUGUACUCACAAUGGACGCUGCGGCACAUCGACGGCCCGACAGGCCGCGAGUCUCCGGCAAGCUGCCAGGACGCUGCCCUCAACGACUUCCUGUGGCAGCUUAGUCUCCGCGUGCGGGAGGUAGCCAUCACGCACGCAGCCAGCGUCGCUUCCGCGGACGAGCUGAUGAUAUCCAGAGACUCAUUUGCGCCGUCGAAGUCUGCACGCUCGGAGCGCCGCUUUAGGAUACCCCGAGAACACGCCGAGCAACGGAUCGACGGGCCCGACGGCGAAGCCAGCGGGUUGCCGGCGUUCGCGGCGGGUAGCACAACCGCACACGAACGUGAGCAGCUGUUCGUGUCCCAGGUGUCGUCGUCGCGCCACGCCUUCCACUUCUCUCGGACAACUCAGCUACCGCUGAACCGCCGAGAAGCAGCAGACUACGGAACUGAAAAGGGAAGCGCCGUGUGA
This is a messenger RNA of Leishmania mexicana MHOM/GT/2001/U1103, 2193 nucleotides long. RefSeq lists its product as hypothetical. The record is from RefSeq and is a predicted model, not a curated record. NCBI's taxonomy places the organism in Eukaryota, Euglenozoa, Kinetoplastea, Trypanosomatida, Trypanosomatidae. Gene Ontology annotation, biological process: autophagy of mitochondrion; protein localization to phagophore assembly site. Bases 1 to 2193 code for a protein of 730 amino acids. The transcript has a single exon. Gene Ontology annotation, cellular component: phagophore assembly site; autophagosome.